AUGAUCGAGGUGACGGAAGAGGACGAUAUGUCGAUGAUGGUGGAGGUAGUGGAGAAAACGGAGGAAGCGGAGGUGGAAAUGGUUGAGAAGAAACGGGGCGUGCUGUUGCUGGAAACGGGUUCAUUGCAUCGACGUUUGUUGAUCUACGGAAUUGUUAGUAUUCUCGCAGUAUCGGGGGCGUGGCUUGUGUUGGCGACCACAGUUGACACUCUUUCAAUUCUCAUUGAAGGCGGCGGAAUGCAUCUCGACAACCUCGUUGGACACGUGGCUCCUGGUUAUGAGAAGGUGGAGAAGAUUUUCAGACGAAACUUCGCCGACGGUUGGGAACGAGAAGGUGCUUCAAUUACAGUAUACCAUAAGAAUCGAGUGAUUGUUGAUCUUCAAGGAGGGUAUGCUGACAAGGCAUCUGGAAGAAAAUGGACUCCUGAUACCAGGACAGUGGUUUUCAGUACCACUAAAGCUGUUGGAGCAGUUUGUGUGGCGAUUCUGGUGGAUCGAGGAUAUAUCAGUUAUGAUGAUAAAAUGAGCAAGAUUUGGCCUGAAUUUGCACAAAAUGGGAAGGAAAACAUCACCAUAGAUUGGCUGAUGUCACAUAGGGCCGGCCUCGCUGCUCUCGACAUGCCAAUCACCAUCGAAGACGCAAAUGAUUUUGAUAAAAUGAGUGAAGUAAUUGCAUCACAGAAACCAAACUGGGAACCUGGAACCAAAUCUGGUUACCAUGCAAUCACUUAUGGAUGGAUUGUUGAUCAAAUCGUUCGUCGAGCAGAUCCAAAAGGUCGCUCAGUUGGACGUUUUUUCAAGGAAGAAGUCGCAGAUGUGCAUGGAAUUGAUUUCCAUAUUGGUCUUCCACCAAGUGAAGAACACACUGUUUCUCGUCUUUCGAUGCCUUCAACACUCCAUCUUUUCCGUGAAAUUGUUCAUGAUCCACGUGUUUUGAUAGUGUUGGCAGUUUUAAACUUGCGUACUCCAAACUCGAUUGCUAAAAAAGUCACCGCGAACCCAACUUGGUUUAAAUUGGAACAGGAUGUGAACACAUUCAACAACCCGACACUUCAUGCGAUGGAACAAGUUGCUGCUCUCGGAAUCACAAAAUCGAGAGAUCUGGCAAGAUUGUUUUCUUUGGUUCAGCAAGGGAAGCUUUUCUCGAAAGAACUUCUUUCGAAGUUCCGUGUUCCUCAAGUUGAAGGAAUCGAUGAAGUUGUGAUGACUCCGUUACCCAAAGGACACGGAUUUAUGUAUGAGAGGCAUCCGAUGAGCGGUAAAAAGUGGCUCGUCGGACAUCCUGGCUACGGUGGAAGCACUAUAAUGAUGGAUUUGGAUGACGAAAUAACCAUUGCUUACGUUUCAAACGGAUUGAAGACUGGAAUGGGAGAGCUUACGAGAACCUACAGGCACCUCCGAGAUGCUGUAUUUGAGUGUCUUGAGAAGCAGAAAAGCGGGAAAAGUGUCAUCAUCGAGGAUGCGAUUCAAGCUGUUGCUGCUUGA
Molecule: messenger RNA, 1485 nt
Organism: Caenorhabditis remanei
Lineage: Eukaryota; Metazoa; Nematoda; Chromadorea; Rhabditida; Rhabditidae
Exons: 5
Coding region: 1-1485 (494 amino acids)
Source: RefSeq, a predicted model, not a curated record